AUGCGCAAGGCUCCCGAAUCUUCAGAAUCUUCUCAAUUCGUCUAUAUUCCGCACCAUCCCGUAAUACGCGAAAGCAAUGCGACGACUCGAAUUCGCGUCGAUCCCCGGGACACAGACUAUCAAAGGAUCCUCUGGAUCGACGAGAAAACCGGAAGAGUACAAGAGUAUCAGCUCUUGACCGUAACCUACGGUACAACUUCGGCGCCGUUCUUAGCUUUGCGAGUCCUGCAGCAGCUCAUCCAUGAUGACGGUCGCGAUUUUCCUCUAGCUGUUCCCAUGCUUAAGGAGAACAUUUACGUGGAUGACGUACUUUUCGGUGCGGACGAGAUUUCACUCAUCCGUACGGUUCGCAAUCAAGUGUGCUCCUUGCUGCAACGCGGUCAUUUCGAAUUAAGAAAAUGGUCGAGCAACGCGGCUCAUUUGCUAAGUGACAUUGACGCGCAAGAUCAUGGACUCGCUUGCAGCAAGGAUCUACAUCCGGACGAGACAUUAAAGGUGCUCGGUAUUAGUUGGAGUCCGUCGGCUGACGCAUUUCAAUUUAGAGUCGUGCGCUGUCCCUCGCCCGCGCGAACGAAGCGCGCCAUGCUCUCGUACAUCGCUCGUAUGUUUGAUCCGUUGGGCUUAGGCACGCCCGUUACAAUCUCCGCGAAAAUUCUCUUGCAAAAGCUAUGGCAGCUCCGCGUCGACUGGGACGAUGAGGUUUUCACCGAUAUCGCAAGGCAAUGGGAAUCCGUGCAAUCGUCCUUGCUAGAACUCGAUAACUUCCACCUCCCGCGGUGGAUUCAAAAGGGAUCGGACACGGUCGACUGCGAAAUCCACGGGUUUUCGGACGCGUCUAACUAUGCCUACGCCGCAGCGAUUUAUAUUCGGCUCACCUCUCGCUCAGGCAACAUCACGACUGCCUUGCUAGUCGGAAAGUCAAAGGUCGCGCCGAUCAAGACAUUGACUGUUCCGCGUCUCGAAUUAUCGGCAGCCGUGUUAAUGUCGCGAUUAACGAGGUUCGUCAUGGACGCAUUGCACAUUACCUUCGCUUCCUGCUUUUGCUGGACGGACUCAACCGUCGUGCUCGCGUGGGUCACACAACAUCCCUCAAAGUGGAAGACUUUCAUUUCGAAUCGGGUUGCCGAAAUUCAAACCCCACUUCCGUCCGCUUCGUGGCGAUAUGUUCCCACGGAUGAAAACCCCGCGGAUUGUGCGUCGCGAGGAGUCUCGGGAAGUCAGCUCGUCUCGCAUCCUCUUUGGUGGCACGGUCCGGCGUGGCUAAGGAUGCCUGAUUCUGAGUGGCCGACGAUGAGCGCAUCACUCUCAGACAUCGCGUUAAAGGAGAACUCGCGCGCGACAGUUCAAAUCGCUAGCGUAACGGAAUCAUGGGAGCUCGCAGACCGAUAUUCCUCGUGGCCAAAGCUCAUUCGAGUGAGCGCGUACAUUCUUAGAUUUAUAUCGUGGAUUCGAAGACGUGACGAGAUCGCUCUUCGGUCGGAAAGUCUGUCUUCAUUGACCGCGAACGAAGUACGAGCUUCAAAAAAAUUUUGGGUGAGAUACAUUCAACGCCAACUUUUCCCGCUCGAAAUACGCGCUCUCACUCAAAGUAAGUCGGUUCCUUCGAAGAGUCCACUCGUCUCUCUCAAUUCGUUCCUGGAUGAAGAACAAAUAAUUCGGGUUGGCGGGCGGCUAUCUCAGGCCCCGAUACCCGCUCAAGCUCGACAUCCGAUAGUACUCGGCUCUCACCCGCUGGUCCGCUUACUCAUUUUUUAUACUCACUUGCGCACUCUUCAUGCAGGAACGCAAUUGACCCUUGCUACGUUACGGCAAGAAUUCUGGCUACUCAGAGCUCGAAGCACGGUCAGAUCGAUUCUGCACGGGUGCGUAACCUGUGCUCGCGAGAGAGCUCUCACUCCAUCUCAACUAAUGGGAGACCUUCCCAAGGUCAGAGUGACUCCUCCCGCGCGCGCGUUCCUUCACAGCGGGCUGGACUAUGCGGGUCCAGUACUAAUUCGAUCGCGAUCGGGUCGCGGAGUCGCUUCGGCAAAGGCGUAUAUCGCACUAUUCGUGUGCAUGGCAACACGCGCCGUGCAUCUCGAACUCGUCGAAGGUUAUUCUACUCCCGCAUUUCUCGGAGCCUAUUCCCGUUUUGUAGCGCGGCGAGGUCUUCCCGAAUCGAUUUAUUCUGAUAAUGGGACUACCUUCGUUGGGGCGGAUCGCGAACUCGCUGCAGCGUUUCGCGCAACUCUUCGGGAUCCCGAUUUACAGAAUCGCACGGCCGCAGAUAGUGUCUCGUGGCAUUUUAUACCUCCUUCCGCUCCUCAUUUCGGGGGGUUAUGGGAGGCCGGUGUCCGUAGCACAAAGCAUCAUAUUCGGCGUGUUGUGGGGGCUCAUACUCUGACCUUCGAGGAGUUCUCCACGCUACUAUGUAAUAUCGAGGCGUGUUUAAAUUCGCGUCCAUUGGCAUCUCUUUCUGACUCGCUGGAUGACUAUACUUUCUUAACUCCGGGGCAUUUCCUCAUAGGCUCCGCGCUUAAUUCGAUCCCGGAGCCCUCGCUGUUGCAAGUCAAAGAAAAUCGGUUGACGAGGUGGCAGCUCGUUCGCCAACUGACCGAACGUCUGUGGAAAGUUUGGCAACAAGACUAUAUUAAUACGCUGCAACAGCGAGUUAAAUGGAAGCGCGUAAAUCCACACGCACUUCGGGUCGGACAACUCGUCCUGUUGCGAAACUCGCUCCUCCCUCCGUGCAAAUGGGAGCUUGGGCGGAUUAGUCUGUGUCAUCCGGGAUCGGACGGUCUGAUUCGUGUCGUGACCGUUAAAACAGCGUCUUCGGAGUAUAAGCGGCCUAUCAGCAAAAUAUGUAUUUUGCCAAUCGACAUCGAGAAUGCGUCUAAUGGCGAGGACGAAGCGUCGUCUUAA
This is a messenger RNA of Solenopsis invicta (red fire ant), 2901 nucleotides long. RefSeq lists its product as uncharacterized. Gene Ontology annotation, biological process: DNA integration. Gene Ontology annotation, molecular function: nucleic acid binding. The coding region runs from base 1 to 2901 and encodes 966 amino acids. NCBI's taxonomy places the organism in Eukaryota, Metazoa, Arthropoda, Insecta, Hymenoptera, Formicidae. The transcript is spliced from 2 exons. The record is from RefSeq and is a predicted model, not a curated record.